Papaver somniferum (opium poppy) is the source of this 669-nucleotide messenger RNA. RefSeq names its product protein NDR1-like. Lineage: Eukaryota; Viridiplantae; Streptophyta; Magnoliopsida; Ranunculales; Papaveraceae. Bases 1 to 669 code for a protein of 222 amino acids. The transcript has a single exon. Gene Ontology annotation, biological process: defense response to other organism. The record is from RefSeq and is a predicted model, not a curated record.
AUGUCGAAGAGAAUGAAGUUACCACCACUGGGGUGUAUUAUACUCACAGCCAUUGUAGGUGUAUUCUUUCUAUACGACUUCUUUCGUGUUCCAUAUGAUCCUAAAUCUCCAAUAUGUUCUGUAGACAAGUUUUACGUUCCUGUUCUUGACAAAUCUUUGUAUAGUGAUGAAAACGCUGAUGCAGCCACCGUCGAUACAACUAUAUCAUUUGAUCUCAAGCUCGAGAACGGAAAUAGUCGGCGCACCGGUGUUAAAUAUGGUAUUCUUAACAUCAGUCUUUAUUACAUCCAGAAACGGGAUGACAUCGGGCGUGAUCAACAGAUAACCAUCGGAAACGUAUCUAUUCGGGGAUUUCACCAAAAAGGCACUAAAGCAGUUCAUCGUCUUGAGACGGUUCAGACUUUUGGUGUUCCUUGGAAGGAAGCCAAGAUGGCAGUUACUAAUGGGAGUAAUACUAUGUUUAUGGUCGAUUUAGCUUCAAUUGUCAGGUUAGAGAUACCCUAUUUCGAUUCUGAUGGCUAUUCUACUAAAACGAUAAUCGAAAGACGGAUAUUGAAUUUGGGUGUAAAUGUUAGUGUGAAUGAUCAAGGAAUGAAAACAUUACCUGGGAGUUUGAGGCUCAUCUCUAUUUCAGCAUCAUCACCAUAUCAAAGCCAUGUAGCAUUUUAG